AACCUCCAGGUUUUGUCAAGAUGCCAGGUAGGCCCAAAACUGAGAGAAGGAGGGAGCCUGGUGAGGCACCAAAGGGGACAAAGCUUAGCAGGGUUGGCACAAAGAUGACUUGCAGGCUGUGUGGAAAAUCAACUCACAAUGCAAGAAGGUGUCCAAAGAACCCAGAAGCAGGCAAAAAAAAGAAUGCACAUAUAAAGAGGGAUGCAAAGAAGACGAAGAAAGAUGGGCAGCCAUCAACUUCGGCAAAUCGACAAUCUACAUCCAGGGGUAAAAAGAGGAAACUUAGUGAGGACCUGGCUCAAGGCCCUGCUCAAGUUCCUGUCCAUGCUCCCGCACAAGGUACCUGGGGCAGCCAGACAAGUUCCAUUACCCAGCCAGCAAGCCAAGGAGGGACAUCUCUAAGGCGUUCAAGAAUUGCCCAUCUGUUGUUUGGGGACAACAUCUAGUAAAAGGC
This is a messenger RNA of Panicum virgatum (switchgrass), 454 nucleotides long. RefSeq lists its product as uncharacterized. The record is from RefSeq and is a predicted model, not a curated record. The transcript is spliced from 2 exons. NCBI's taxonomy places the organism in Eukaryota, Viridiplantae, Streptophyta, Magnoliopsida, Poales, Poaceae. Gene Ontology annotation, molecular function: nucleic acid binding; zinc ion binding. Bases 21 to 446 code for a protein of 141 amino acids.